Molecule: messenger RNA, 1377 nt
Organism: Ananas comosus (pineapple)
Lineage: Eukaryota; Viridiplantae; Streptophyta; Magnoliopsida; Poales; Bromeliaceae
Product: GDSL esterase/lipase At5g33370-like
Exons: 5
Coding region: 52-1176 (374 amino acids)
Molecular function (GO): hydrolase activity, acting on ester bonds
Source: RefSeq, a predicted model, not a curated record
CAUAAGAACCGCUUCCACACUAGUGAACAAUAGUCCCAUAUUAACUUUGCAAUGGCUUUUGUUAGAGAAAUAAGAUCUCUUCCUCUUUCCUCUCCUCUUCUUCUUCUGCAGUUUCUGAGUUUCAUUCUGAGCACUUUUGUCGACGUUGGUGGUGCUGCAACCGCUAAAGUUCCGGCCAUUUACGUGUUUGGUGACUCCACGGCCGAUGUCGGGAACAACAACUACUUGCCUGGGAGUGCUGCCAAGGCCAAUUUUCCGCAUAACGGUAUCGACUUUCCGUCUUCCCGCCCCACCGGCCGGUUCAGCAACGGCUACAACGGCAUCGACUUCUUGGCCACACAUAUGGGGUUUAGGAGGAGCCCUCUACCUUUCCUUUCUCUUACAAAUAAAACCAAUCACCAAGUUAUGAGAGGAUUGAGAGGAAUAAACUUUGCUUCUGGUGGAUCUGGAGUUCUCGAUUCGACGGGAAGCACCAUUACUCUGAGCAAGCAAAUUCAAUAUUUCGCAACAAUACAGUCGAACAUUACAGCGCGAACUUCAAGGGAGACAGCUGAAUACGUGAUAUCGAGAUCCCUCUUCCUUAUCAGCACCGGAGGCAACGACAUAUUCGCUUUCUUCUCGCAGAAUAACUCCCCUACCAAUUCGCAGAAGCGAAGAUUUACAGCUACUCUUGUUUCAGAAUGCACAAACCAUGUGAAGGCAUUAUACACUCUCGGGGCGCGAAAAUUCGGGGUCAUCGACGUCCCGCCUAUCGGUUGCUGCCCUUAUCCAAGAAGCCUAUCCCCUACAGGUGAUUGCAUCGAUUUACUAAACGAGUUGGCGAGAAGGUUUAACAGGGGUAUGGGAUCACUGAUGCAGAAUCUCAGCUCAACACUACAAGGAUUCAAGUACUCAAUUGGAAGUUCUCAUAAGGUGGUGCUACAGAUAAUAAGAUAUCCUGAUGCAUUCGGUUAUCGAGAGGUUAGAACCGCAUGUUGUGGAGCAGGCAGAUUUAAUGGCAAUUCUGGAUGCACACCAAAUGCCACCUAUUGUUCGAACCGCCGCCAAUACCUGUUCUGGGAUUUGCUGCACCCCACACACACAACAUCGAGGCUCGCCGCCCUAGCCAUAUUCAAUGGUUCACAGCAGUUUGCCGCCCCCAUAAAUUUCAGGCAGUUGAUAGAGGACUCAAACUAAGCUGGAUUGAUCGAUAUUCCAUGCAUUCUCGGUGUUUUACAUGCAAGUUUAUUUUAUACAGAAUAAACAAAGAGUGGAGUGGUGCGUCUUCUGCUAUGUAAAGAGUAGGGUGAUGAAAUAGUGUAAAGGUGCUUAGAUUUGUAGUAGUAACAUUGUUGUAAGAUGGUAAUUUAUGUGAUAUGUUGCUUACACUUUUGUUUA